Messenger RNA from Arabidopsis lyrata subsp. lyrata, 738 nucleotides. Its product is annotated as NADH dehydrogenase [ubiquinone] 1 alpha subcomplex subunit 13-B. The transcript is spliced from 3 exons. The coding region runs from base 129 to 560 and encodes 143 amino acids. The record is from RefSeq and is a predicted model, not a curated record. Lineage: Eukaryota; Viridiplantae; Streptophyta; Magnoliopsida; Brassicales; Brassicaceae.
UUUAAUCUCAUACGUCCUCUUUGUUGUUGUUGUUCAUCGGGAUCCCUAGAACACUCGAUUUCAGCAAAAAUCAAAAUCGGAUUCAGUGAUCAGAGUAAAUUUGGUCGAGAAGAAAUUGAGCGUUGAAGAUGACGGAGGCGGUGAUUAGGAAUAAGCCAGGAAUGGCGAGUGUGAAGGAUAUGCCGCUGCUUCAGGAUGGUCCGCCACCGGGUGGGUUCGCACCGGUCCGAUAUGCUCGCCGGAUAUCCAACACGGGUCCUAGUGCUAUGGCCAUUUUCCUUACCGUUUCUGGUGCCUUUGCUUGGGGAAUGUACCAGGUCGGCCAGGGAAACAAAAUCCGCAGGGCAUUGAAGGAAGAGAAAUAUGCUGCUCGUAGAGCAAUACUUCCCAUUCUUCAAGCAGAAGAAGAUGAAAGGUUUGUGUCUGAGUGGAAAAAGUAUCUGGAAUAUGAGGCUGAUGUAAUGAAAGAUGUUCCGGGAUGGAAAGUUGGUGAGAAUGUGUACAAUUCUGGUCGCUGGAUGCCACCGGCUACUGGGGAACUCCGUCCUGAUGUCUGGUGAUUCUGUAGUUUCUCGCAAAUGCAUAUGAUGAUGAUGAAUGAGUGAAUGUUUCGCUGAGGAUUGAUAUGUUCUUGUUAUAUCUUUUUUUCCAUCGGGUAAUAAGAGAAUGAUUCAACAUACAGUAUUCUUCUUGUAUUGGUUUUGCUUGAACAUUAAUCUCUGUGUGUUUUUCGGCAAA